AUGGCUACAAAAUCAAUUAAUUUAGGUGGUGGCACCGGUGGUAAGAACAAGUUGGUGGAAUGUUUUGAGGAUAUUUUGGAGGUCUCGUCACAGAUGUUGGUGCAACAGCAGUUGAAGUCUAUCCAGUUGGAUAAUUCUGUGAUUAGUGGGUUUAAUCAAGGCCAACAAAAGGUUUUAUUAGAAAAAGUUACUUUGUUUCAUUCGAUAUUGGAUGAUUUGGAAAUUACUUUGAAUAAAGGUAAAAAUUAUGUCGACGAGUUGACCAAGAUUGGUAAGGAUAAAGAAGAAGAGAGAGAAAGGGUUAGAAGAGCUGAGGAAGAGAAAAAAAGACUGCUGGAGGAAGAAGAGAAGAAAAGAUUGUUGGAAGAGGAAGAGAAAAAGAGAUUACAAUUGGAAAAGGAGAAACGAGAAGAAGAAGAAUUGAAAAAGAAGAAGAAAUUAGAGGAAGAACAAGAACUAGAAUUGGAGAAAUUGAAAGAACAGCAACAGCAACAGCAAGCUGAAAAAGAUAAGUCAAAUGAGGAAAACAAUAGUAAUAACCUAACGUCGCCAACUUUCUUCCUAGAUACACCAACUGAUCUAGUGACAGAUAUCACAGGGAGUAAUAAAUCAGCACAGACUCCACAACAAGUUGAGUCUAAUCUAGUGACUGCCGCCACAAGUGCUUCCCUCGAUAACCAAUCUCCAAAUCUAAAUAAAUUGGAUUCGUCAUCUAAUAAAGAUAAACAGGUCAAUAAUGAUCAACAGAGCGAGAAUAAUAAUCAAACAUUGACUACCUCUGCAUUUGAUGAUCCGAAUAGUUUAGAUAUAUCGAUGUUCCCUGGUCUAGACGGCGGUGCUUUCGAUCUAGGUAGCUUUGGUGCAUCAGACAUGAAUUCACUUUCUAAUAAUUUAUCUACAGGUAGUAAUAAUGCUAAUAAUGAUUCAAAUAACUUGAGUUUGUUGGCAAGCAAUGAAAAUCAAAGCAGUACUAAUAAUAAUAGUGAUACAAAUAAUAACAACAAUAACAACAAUGAAUCAAGUGUUCCAGUAAAUACGGAUGAUUAUUUAACUUUGAACGAUUUCAAUGAUUUGAAUAUCGAUUGGAACACAACAGGUGAUCCAGGUGAUUUGGACUUGAAUGGAUUCAAUUUGUGA
Messenger RNA from Vanderwaltozyma polyspora DSM 70294, 1137 nucleotides. RefSeq names its product Med2p (gene MED2). Bases 1 to 1137 code for a protein of 378 amino acids. The transcript has a single exon. Lineage: Eukaryota; Fungi; Ascomycota; Saccharomycetes; Saccharomycetales; Saccharomycetaceae. The record is from RefSeq and is a predicted model, not a curated record.